GACUGUGCUGAUAACAUGAUGGUGACGCAGGUCUUAAUGCUUCUUUAUUUUCUGGUGCUUACUAGACAAAAAGCUCAUGGGACUGAGAUCAUACAUGGCAAAAAGGUACCUGAUGACUUGAUGCUGUACAUGGCCUCUGUUCAGAACAACAAAGCUCAUGUGUGUGGAGGAUUUCUCAUUAGUGAAGACUUUGUGGUCACAGCUGCACACUGUGAUAAACCAAACCUCAGCGUUGUUCUUGGAACUCACAAUCUCAAGAAGGUCAAUGAUGGCACAAUGAGAUACGAUGUAACCAAGUGCAAGUACUCAAAUUUUAAAAAUGUCACAUCUGGCAAUGAUAUUAUGCUUCUCAAACUGUCUAGGAAAGCGCAGCUUAAUGAACGAGUGUCGCCGAUCCAGAUACCGAGAGCUGAGAUGAAACUGAAAGCCAAAACUAAGUGCCGUUUAGCCGGCUGGGGCAGCGCAAAAGCCAAUGGUGAAGUUUCCAAUGUGCUCAAAAUAGUGGAAGUGUCCAUGAUUGACCUAAAGGAAUGUAAAAAUAAAUGGAAAUAUUUGAGACUUGUUCUUCCAAACAAUGUUACCUGUGCAGUAAGUGUGCAUAACCCAAAGACCGGAUUCUGUAAGGGUGAUUCCGGGGGACCUCUAGUGUGCGGAGGGAUUGCCACAGGCCUUGUGUCUUUCAACAGAUCCUGUGACCCAGAUGUACCUAUGGUCUAUACAGAUGUAUCAAAAUAUGCGUCCUGGAUUAGAAAAGUUCUUAACUCUACCCUUUUCAUCCUCUUUACACGCAACUGCUCUGCUAUCCACCCCACAAACAUGGUUGUAACGUUUGACACCUCUAUGGUGGGUCUUAUAUUCAACAAUGAUGAGACCCACUACAAGAGCAAACUACUGCAUAAAAGGCACAGCUUCACCAUGCAACAAUUUAAAGCUGGAUUGGCUGUCAUCAUGAAAAGUCUGGAUAAUCUUCUGCUGCUUAACAUUCUGACAUGUCUUGGGCAAGCUGUCCAUGGGAUUCAGAUCAUACAUGGAGAAAAAGUCCCGGAGAACUCGAUGCUGUACAUGGUUUCAGUUCAAAACAAUAAACACCAUGUAUGUGGAGGUUUCCUCGUCAGCGAGGACUCUGUGGUUACUGCAGCACACUGUGGUGGCGAUGAACUUAAAUACGUUCGUCUGGGAAACCAAAACCUCAAAAGCUCAAGGAUGAAAAAGAUACGGGUUAAUUCCACAUGCAAACCCCGUGAUUAUGUGGCUCCACAAAGUGGUAAUGACAUCAUGCUUCUUCAACUGUCUGAAAAAGUUCCUCUAAACAAUGGAGUGAAAACAAUUCCUCUUCCUAAGUCUAACAUACUCUUAGGAGAAAAUCAAAUAUGUUCUGUGGCUGGAUGGGGUGCAAUUAAGACAAAAUCUCCCAGUGUGGAUGACCUGAGAGUGGUAAAUGUAUCAAUCAUAAACCCCAGGAGCUGUAAAAUGUAUUGGGAUGGUCUUCUUCCACCCAAUGUGAUCUGUGCAGGUGGAUAUGGUACAAACAAAGGAUUCUGUCAGGGUGAUUCUGGUGGUCCUCUGGUGUGCAACGGGAUAGCUGUUGGUGUCGUGUCAUUCAACAGGGGUUUAAACUGCGAGUACCCAGAUGUACCCAACGUCUAUACAGAUGUUUCAAAAUUUCUGCAGUGGAUCAACAAAUUUCUGAAUGAAAAGAAAUGUGUUUAAUUUGUUUUUUCCACAUUUUGUGCUCCAGCACAAAUUCACUGUACAUUGGAGCGAAAAUUGUGCCUCAACUUUCCGUUGCAUGUCAGCUUGUGCAUUA
This is a messenger RNA of Fundulus heteroclitus (mummichog), 1807 nucleotides long. RefSeq names its product transmembrane protease serine 9. The record is from RefSeq and is a predicted model, not a curated record. Lineage: Eukaryota; Metazoa; Chordata; Actinopteri; Cyprinodontiformes; Fundulidae. Gene Ontology annotation, molecular function: serine-type endopeptidase activity. Gene Ontology annotation, biological process: proteolysis. Bases 16 to 1710 code for a protein of 564 amino acids. The transcript is spliced from 11 exons.